AUGCCGGACGUAGCACCGUCGACCCCAAAUGAAAAGACCACGGUACAAUUUGCACCUGUCAAAGACGAAGAACAACCAGGGGUGCCUCGCGACCAAGAUCAAACAUCGCCUCGUGCGCCAUCUACUUUUCCUCAACCCCAUUUUCCAAAAACCACCAUUGGCCCUUUUACUCCCCUACAACCACAACCGCGUAAAAUCGCACUAUCGCUUACGCUAGUCAAUGGCCUGGUUUACUACAUGAGACUGGCCCAGAUCAAGGACCCGCACAUCGUGGCUAUCCAUGACACCUUGAUGAAACUGGGCACGCUAUUCAUCACUACCCUAUUCUGCUUGCUUCAGAACUUGAACAAUGCCCCGCGCGAUAUGUUUGUGCGCAACCGCGUGGGAAUCUUUGCCGAGGUCUACCUGGAGUCGUUUGCGCAGUUGCCCUUUUUGGGCGAGAUUGAGUUGAGCAAAGAGGAGUUUGAUGUGGUGUUGAAGUUGUUUGACGAGUUUUACAACGAUUACAAUUUCGUCACUUUGAGCUCGAUGAAGAUCAAGAGCCGCAAUUACUUGCAGCGUGACAUCUCGGAAUGGUUCAAGGCUCGCGGCGUGAUUAUGGAUGCUAAGAAGGACUUCAGGAGAGAAGUGUUGAGUGCCGGGUUGAAUGAUUGGAAAAUGCAUCUUCAAAGAUGA
This is a messenger RNA of Lodderomyces beijingensis, 675 nucleotides long. The record is from the annotation of a GenBank genome assembly. Lineage: Eukaryota; Fungi; Ascomycota; Pichiomycetes; Serinales; Debaryomycetaceae.